Molecule: messenger RNA, 6115 nt
Organism: Neoarius graeffei (lesser salmon catfish)
Lineage: Eukaryota; Metazoa; Chordata; Actinopteri; Siluriformes; Ariidae
Gene: pfas
Product: phosphoribosylformylglycinamidine synthase
Exons: 29
Coding region: 125-4075 (1316 amino acids)
Biological process (GO): 'de novo' IMP biosynthetic process
Molecular function (GO): phosphoribosylformylglycinamidine synthase activity
Source: RefSeq, a predicted model, not a curated record
GUAUCAGACACGUGGGUUGAGUACAGGUCUGCCUGCACUGGUCAGGAGUUCUGCAUACUGUAUUAUACUGAUCUGAUCUGUCAGCUUCAUUUCAUACUAACUCGCCCAAACACCUGGAAGGAUCAUGUCAGUCUUGCAGUUCUACAGGAGGGCAGAUGCUGAAGGUGGGCGGAGCCUGCAGAGGGUCAUACAGCUCUAUCCACACGUCACCAUAACCACUGAACUCUGCUACAAUGUGGAAGUGAACGGUGUUGACUGUGUGAGUGCAGAGCAGAAAGAUAUCCUGCGCUGGUUAUUUACCCCUCAGUCUUCAGAGCUGUCUGAUGAGCCCACUCUCAGAGCGAUUAUGCCAGGAGAGAGCCUGGUGGAAAUUGGCCCCAGGCUGAACUUCUCCACUGCGUGGUCCACAAAUGCUGUGUCCAUCUGCCAGAGUGCAGGCCUGCAUCAGGUGACCAGGGUGGAACUAUCUCGCAGGCACCUCAUCAAGGAUGAGCUGCAUGAGCUGAGGAAAGCUAAGGAGCUGGAGAAGUUAAUCAGCCUCUUGUAUGACAGCAUGACAGAAUGUGUCUACAAUAAGCCCAUUGAAUCUUUCUUGGUGGAUGUUCAGCCUCAGAAAGUAUUCGAAGUUGACAUUUUAGGAAAAGGUCGUGCUGCAUUGGAGAGGGCCAAUGAUGAGCUUGGACUAGCCUUUGACUCCUGGGAUCUGGACUACUACACAGCAUUGUUCCAGAGGGUGAAGAGAAAUCCAACCAGUGUUGAAUGCUUUGACCUUGCCCAGUCCAACAGUGAGCACAGUCGCCACUGGUUCUUCCGAGGCCGGAUGGUGAUUGACGGAGAGGAGCAGAAAGACACUCUGUUCAGCCUCAUCAUGGGCACCCAGCAGCACAGCAAUCAGAACAAUGUCAUCAAGUUCUGUGAUAACAGCAGUGGUAUUAAAGGCAUGGAGUUGGAGUGCAUGUUCCCCACUGACCCUGCACAGGCCAGCUGCUACAAGACCAAACACACCACCAGACACGUCAUCUUCACUGCAGAAACACACAACUUCCCCACAGGUGUCGCUCCUUUCAGCGGUGCUACCACAGGUACUGGUGGGCGAAUCAGGGAUGUACAAAGUGCAGGUCGAGGUGGACAUGUGAUUGCAGGGACUGCUGGGUACUGCUUUGGUAACCUUCACAUCCCAGGUUUUGCCCUUCCAUGGGAGGAGGGUGGUUGGGAGUACCCUUCGAGUUUUGCCCCUCCUUUGCAGGUGGCUAUUGAAGCCAGUGAUGGUGCUUCAGACUACGGCAACAAGUUUGGAGAACCAGUGCUGGCAGGCUUUGCCCGGUCCUUUGGAAUGCGCUUGGCCAAUGGUGAGCGUCGAGAAUGGAUUAAGCCAAUAAUGUUCAGCGGUGGACUGGGCUCCAUUGAGGAUAAGCAUGUGAAGAAAGAGGAGGCAGAGUCAGGUAUGGAGGUGGUGAAAAUAGGAGGGCCUGUGUAUAGGAUUGGUGUAGGUGGAGGCGCUGCGUCCUCUGUGCAGGUACAGGGUGAUAACUCCAGUGAUCGUGAUUUGGGUGCAGUACAAAGAGGAGAUGCUGAAAUGGAGCAGAAGAUGAAUCGGGCUCUGAGGGCCUGUUUGGAGAGAGCUGCAGGAAACCCCAUCUGUAGUAUCCAUGACCAGGGCGCAGGAGGCAAUGGAAAUGUGUUGAAAGAGCUGAGUGAACCUGCUGGAGCUGUCAUCUACACCAGCAAAUUUAAAAGAGGUGAUCCCACCCUCAGUGUUCUGGAGUUGUGGGGGGCUGAGUAUCAGGAGAGUAAUGCUCUGUUGCUCCGCCCAUCUGACCGGAGUUUUCUGGAGAGGGUGUGCCAGAGGGAGAAAUGCCCUGUUGACUUUGUGGGCAACAUUACAGGUGAUCGUAAGAUUGUUCUUGUGGAUGAUUUCUCGAACCCUGGCAGUGCCGUGAUUGGUGGGCGGAAUCCGGUGGAUUUGGAACUUGAUUGGGUAUUAGGAAAGAUGCCUCAGAAGGAGUUCAGGCUGGACUAUGUGCCUUCCUGUCUGCAGCCUCUCUCUCUUCCUCCAGGGUUAUCUGUUUUGCCUGCUCUUGAGAGAGUUCUUAAACUUCCUUCAGUGGCCAGCAAACGCUACCUCACUAACAAGGUGGAUCGCUCUGUGACUGGAUUGGUGGCACAGCAGCAGUGUGUAGGACCCCUCCACACCCCACUGGCUGAUGUGGCUGUGGUUGCUCUAUCACCCUUCAGCCUUCAGGGGGCUGCUACAGCGAUUGGGGAGCAGCCAAUUAAAGGCUUAGUUUCCCCAGCAGUUGGCGCGCGAAUGGCUGUAGGCGAGGCUCUUACCAAUCUGGUGUUUGCACGUGUUACUGCUCUCAAGGAUGUGAAAUGCAGCGGUAACUGGAUGUGGGCAGCGAAGUUGCCAGGUGAAGGGGCGUGUCUGUGGGAGGCGUGUCAAGCUAUGUGCAAGGUCAUGGGUCAGUUGGGCAUUGCAGUCGAUGGUGGAAAGGACUCCCUCAGCAUGGCUGCUCGUGUUGGUGAAAAAACUGUCAAAGCACCAGGUUCUUUGGUCAUCUCUGUGUAUGCGGUGUGUCCUGAUAUCACUGCUACUGUCACCCCUGACCUAGAUAACCCAGAGGGCAAAGGUGUAUUGCUGUAUGUUCCUGUGAGUGUGGGUAAAUACAGGCUGGGUGGCUCUGCUCUUGCUCAGUGUUAUGGUCAGCUGGGAGACUGCAGCCCAGACCUGGAUUAUCCUGACCUUCUUUCAGCCUGCUUCAACACCACCCAGACACUCGUUGAAGAUCGUCUGCUAAGUGCAGGGCAUGAUGUCAGUGAUGGAGGACUAAUUUCCUGUCUGUUGGAGAUGGCCUUUGCAGGAAAUCGUGGGAUAGAAGUUGACUUGCCUUUUGAUGGAGUUGGAGUGAUGGAGGCUUUGUUCUCGGAGGAGUUGGGUCUGGUGUUGGAGGUGUGUGAGAAUGAUGUGGAAAGCGUGCGUCAGCGGUACACACACGCUGGGCUGUGCUGCUACAAGAUUGGCACUACCUGUGGCUUUGGACCUGACGCUAUGGUCAGGGUGAGCCUCUGUGGACAGGAAGUGCUGCAUGAGCGUCUAUCCACUCUCAGGGCAUUAUGGGAGAGCACAAGCUUCCAGCUGGAGUGUCUGCAGGCCAAUCCACUGUGCGUACGGCAGGAAGAGCAGGGGUUAUCCAUUCGCACCCAGCCAUACCUCAAACUGACAUUUGACCCUGCUAAAACACAGAUAGCAAAAGAACUAGCUGUGGGAAAGCCUCGUGUUGCAGUUAUCCGUGAGGAAGGCAGCAAUGGAGAUCGAGAGAUGUCCGUCUCUCUGUAUAUGGCCGGAUUCGAGGUGUGGGAUGUCACAAUGCAGGACCUGUGCUCCGGCUCCACGACCCUUGACCCAUUCCGAGCUGUUGUAUUUGUAGGUGGCUUCAGUUAUGCUGAUGUGCUGGGGUCAGCCAAAGGCUGGGCAGCUACUGCUACCUUUAACCCCAAUGCCCGGGAGGAGUUUGAACGUUUCCGGCAUCGUAAUGACACACUUAGUCUCGGGGUGUGUAAUGGCUGCCAGCUCCUGGCUCUGCUGGGUUGGGUAGGUGGAGCACAGGAUGGAGGCUCUGAGGUGGCCUUGACCCAUAAUAAGUCCGGUCGGUUUGAGUCUCGCUUUGUGAGUGUUGGCAUUCUGCCUUCUCCAGCCAUUAUGCUGAAGGGCAUGGAGGGAUCUGCCCUGGGUGUUUGGGUUGCCCAUGGAGAAGGUCUGAUGAAGUUCUGCUCCCCUGAAGCACAGCAGAAGCUGAUUAGUGCAUCUUUGGCACCCCUGCGCUAUGUGGAUGACUCCGGAGCCCCCACUGAGACCUACCCCAUGAACCCAAAUGGUUCUGCCCUGGGCAUAGCGGGUAUCUGCUCACCUGACGGGCGCCACCUGGCCAUGAUGCCCCACCCAGAGCGCACAGUGCUUGGCUGGCAGUGGGCCUGGGCACCUGCACCUCUCAGAGCCUCACUGCGUGCUUCACCUUGGCUCCGCAUGUUCCACAAUGCUGCCGUGUGGUGUCAGAGUGAGGGGGUGUCAUCAUAGUAAUUAUGGAUAUGUAUGUCUACUGCACUGUUACAUCUGUGAAAGUAUCCUGAAAGCCAGUGGUUAUUUGUAUGGUAGAUUGAGAAGAGGUAGAUUUACAUAGUUGUGUAAAAAUUUAAACCUAUAAAAACAAUUUUAUACAAACAUAAUUAACAAGAAUCAAACUGAAGAUGGCUGCAUUCCAAGUAAAACACAAGAUAUUUGGCAAUCUUGUCGCUAAUCUGUGUUCUCAAAAUGGUGCUAAGGAAAUGUUUUUGCACAUCCAUGGUGGCAAGGGAGCAAAAUUGGCCAUGCUCUCUGGGUGGGAGGCGUGGUAUACGCCCCCUCCCCUGUCAAUCACAGCAACAAUAGCCAAUCAUACGUGUCUAUGAACUCAUAUAUGUGGAAGAGGGCAGACAGCACUUUCCUCCGGGUGUGUUAUGCUGCCCUGUGAAGAGGCAUGACAAGCAGUUGAUGUAGUGUUAGCCUUCACCCUCCUUGGUUGGUAGUUGUUGUAUGAUAGGGAAGCACUUUCUGGUGGAUGGGAAUUGACAGGUGAUGAAAUUGGGGAGAAAAUGGGGUGAAAUAAAUAACAUUUAAAAAGAAAAAAGAUUUUCUGGCUACUGUUAUAUUUUGUUUAUUUAACAGAAGCCAGCAACUAGGACCAAAUUGUGCUACAUGUAAUUUUGAUUGAUUUAAAAAUUUUAUUAAUAUCAGUAUUGUAAACUCUCAGUGAUUUUUCAAAAAAGUGCAAGCUUUCAUCUUUCAACUGUCUGUUUUUCUGGGCCAUUUCUCAUCUCAUCUCAUUAUCUCUAGCCGCUUUAUCCUUCUACAGGGUCGCAGGCAAGCUGGAGCCUAUCCCAGCUGACUACGGGCGAAAGGCGGGGUACACCCUGGACAAGUCGCCAGGUCAUCACAGGGCUGACACAUAGACACAGACAACCAUUCACACUCACACCUACGGUCAAUUUAGAGUCACCAGUUAACCUAACCUGCAUGUCUUUGGACUGUGGGGGAAACCGGAGCACCCAGAGGAAACCCACGCGGACACGGGGAGAACAUGCAAACUCCGCACAGAAAGGCCCUCGCCGGCCCCGGGGCUCGAACCCAGGACCUUCUUGCUGUGAGGCGACAGCGCUAACCACUACACCACCGUGCCGCCUGGGCCAUUUCUGUAUAAGUGAAUAUACAGGGUUAGUCAAAAUUAUGUUAACACUAAUGGAUUAUUUUUUUCCUGAAUGUGUGGUGCGCCUUGACCACUGCUGGCGUAAUUGGGCUCUACUUUUUGACACCCCAACAGUGAUGUCAGACAUCUACUUACAGAUGGUGCAGCAGUAUGCCAUUGAUGAACUUCCACUACCGAUCUGAUUGGCGGGGUAUUUCCAACAGGAUGGCGCACUGCCGCGUUUUGGCCGUACUGUUUCGUGUUUAUCUCGACCACACAUUUCCAGGUCAAUAGAUGGGUCACGGUGGACCAUUGCCAUGGCCUCCACACUCCCCUGAUUUGACACCCUGUGAUUUCUGAUUAUUGGGUAUGAUGAAAGAGCAUGUGCAUAGCAGGAAAGUUCAUGAUAUCGAUGACCUCAGGGACAGAAUAAGGACUGUGGUAUCAUCUAUUCCCUGCGAAAUGUGUGUCCGGGCUUUAAAUGGUACUGUUGCUCGCUGGUUUUUGUUUGUUGAACAUGAUGGUGAACAGGUUGAGACCAUCCUGUAAAUCAUCUUGCACAUAUGAUGUAUGUUUUGUGAAUAAAUGGUUUCUACCAUUUAAGUGUUAACAUAAUUUUGACGAACCCUGUAUUUGUCCAUCAGCGCAUGUUUACAAAUGAACUUUGAGGAGAGGACAGGCGAUGUCAAUAACAAGAAGCGUUGCUGUUAUGCACAGAAUGAGCUGCAGAGCCAUGAUGAGUAAUUCUGUUUCAUCGAGACUUUGUGCACCAAAACUGCUUAAAAAAGUUUUGUGAUUUUGGUGAUGUUUUAUGUGUCUCCCAGUUAUGUACUUCAAGUUUGAUAUUUCAUUACACUACUUGAAAGAUGAAACAAUAAAGGAAACUUUUGAUAAGA